This is a messenger RNA of Chenopodium quinoa (quinoa), 3295 nucleotides long. Its product is annotated as calcium-dependent protein kinase 24-like. The transcript has 18 exons. Gene Ontology annotation, biological process: intracellular signal transduction; regulation of MAPK cascade; protein phosphorylation. NCBI's taxonomy places the organism in Eukaryota, Viridiplantae, Streptophyta, Magnoliopsida, Caryophyllales, Amaranthaceae. The coding region runs from base 153 to 2675 and encodes 840 amino acids. Gene Ontology annotation, molecular function: protein kinase activity; ATP binding. The record is from RefSeq and is a predicted model, not a curated record.
CAAUUAUUCCAAAACCGAAGCACGAGUAGCUGUUUUGCUUCCGUAAUAAACGAAACUUGAUUAUCACGGACCGGAGCGCCUUCGUAUAAAAAAUUACUUCAUAUAAAAUAACCGAUACACUCUACUCUACCCCUUGUAUUACUUGUAAAUCCAUGGAAUUCUCCCCUCGACGUGGUCGGAAACCUCCAACACCAUCAAUUCCGGCGAAAUCCUCCGACAACACUUUCUCCACCUUCGUCGUCCACAACACCACCGACGACGACAUGGACGACGACUCUCUCCCUCCUCUUCUCAAGCGUCUUCCCAAGGACUUCGGCGGCGCCGGCUCCUUCGAUUUCGACGCCGAAACUUCCGACGACAUUUCCGGCACUUUCAUCGUCAAGCCCGAUAAACAUCAUUCGGAAUCUCCGCAUUCUGUCAGAAAAUCACGCAAUCCGACAUUUAUGUCUCCGUCGAAACCUAAAUUUGUUCCUAGAACAGUUGAAUUGAAUGAUGAUGAUGAUGAAGAUGAUGAUGGUGAAGGUGAUUUUGGUACUUUUUUGGUGAAGAAAGGGAGAAAUGAUGAUUAUGAUGAUGAUGAGGAGGAGGAGGAGGAGGAGGAUGAUGAUGAGGAGGAGGGUGAGGAAGAGUUCGGGACAUUUGUGGUGCGAAAGACGGGGAAAAAGAAGAGGGAGAAGGAGAGUGAUGAUGUUUCUGGGACGGUAGUGAGGAAGAGUGGUGGUGAUGGUGGUUCGGCGAUGAGUAGGGCGGUUGCGAGUAUGCAGGCAGCAGGGGAGUUAGGGUUUGGUGGGAGGAGUAAGAGAGGCGGUGGUGGUUCGAGUCAAUCAGACGAUGUUGCUGGACAAAUGAGACAAUUGCAGAGUAAAAUGUCGUCGAGUUCGAUUCCGGAUUGUAUUGCUAGGGAGGAUCCUAGCACAAAGUAUGAGUUGCUUCAUGAAUUAGGGAAAGGUUCCUAUGGGGCAGUUUAUAAAGCUAGAGAUUUAAAGACUUCAGAGUUAGUUGCAAUUAAAGUUAUAUCAUUGAGCGAAGGGGAGGAAGGUUAUGAGGAGAUUCGAGGUGAGAUUGAAAUGUUACAGCAGUGUAGUCAUCCUAAUGUCGUCCGUUACCUUGGUAGCUACCAAGGAGAAGAGUAUCUCUGGAUAGUGAUGGAGUAUUGUGGAGGUGGAAGUGUUGCUGACUUGAUGAAUGUUACUGAAGAGCCUCUAGAUGAAAAUCAAAUUGCUUACACUUGUAGGGAGGCAUUGAAGGGUUUAGAUUAUUUGCAUUCAAUCUUCAAGGUUCACCGAGAUAUUAAGGGUGGUAAUAUACUAUUGACAGAACAAGGAGAAGUGAAGUUGGGUGAUUUUGGUGUUGCAGCACAGCUGACAAGAACCAUGUCCAAGCGCAAUACGUUCAUUGGUACUCCACAUUGGAUGGCUCCAGAAGUUAUUCAAGAAAGUCGAUAUGAUGGAAAGGUGGAUGUCUGGGCUCUUGGAGUGUCUGCUAUCGAGAUGGCAGAGGGGCUUCCUCCUAGAUCAUCGGUGCAUCCAAUGCGGGUUUUGUUCAUGAUAUCUAUUGAACCAGCUCCAAUGCUCGAGGACAAAGAAAAAUGGUCUCUUAUAUUUCACGACUUCGUAGCUAAAUGUCUAACCAAGGAUCCACGUCUGCGUCCAACUGCACUUGAUAUGUUGAAGCAUAAAUUCAUUGAUAAGUGCAAAGGAGGAGCAUUUGCAAUGUUGCCAAAGAUUGAGAAGGCUAGAAAAGUCAGGGAAUCUAUGGUACUUCAAGCUCAAAGUCUUACCGACGGAACCUUGUUGGCAGGGCAGCAGGUGGAGGUGCCAAAAGUGAAUCAGGAUUUUGGCGACACUGUUCCAUCAAAACCUAUCAAUGUUGCGUUGACAAAUAAAAAUGAGAUACCCAAGGUUGCAGGGUCAGCAAAGCGGCAGGCUUUGCAGGAUGUGGAGCUGAUUGGAGAAGGUGAUUUUGGGACUUUUGUAGUCCAUGGUGGGGAUGAAGAGAAGACAUCAUCAUUUUAUGGCAGUCCUGAAGUUUCCUCACUGAGUGUUAAAUCAGAUAUUAUAGUUGAUCAAAGGGGGGAUAAAGCAUUUACCAGUGCUGCCACAAAUAUACAUGAGAAAGAAUUGCUUGUUGCUAGUGGAGUCAAUCGAGAAUCCAUUGCAUCAACCGUUACUUUACAGAACCGUAUGGCAAGCAAAACAUGUCAGACAAAGGUUGGAGGCAGUGGUGGUUUGGGUGAUCAAUCUAGGAGUGAGACUGUCAGUCGAAAAACAUUUUCAGCGCAAGACAAGCUUUGGUCAAUAUAUGCAGCUGGAAAUACGGUGCCUAUUCCUUUUCUGAGGGCAACUGAUAUAUCACCUAUUGCACUCUUAUCUGAUAAUGUAUUUGGGGGGAAGCCAAAAGAAAAUAGUGGGAUGGUGGCUGCAGAAGCAUUGCAAGAACUUUUUGCUGGGGAUGCUCAAUCAAAAAAGAGGCGGGGACAAAAUGAGCCGAUGGCCCUUCCGCCAAGCGUUUAUCAAAGACUUACCUCAAGUCCCACACUUAUGAAUCUGGCUCAAGCUCUGGCUUAUCACAAAAUGUGCUAUGAAGAGAUGCCACUUCAAGAUCUGCAAGUAGCACAAGAACAACAGACUAUUCAAAAUCUAAGUGAUACUCUGAGAACCAUUCUGCGCUUGUAGGCUGGCUAGUAGCUCAAAAUGAUUCCUUAGUUGCUGUCUUUCUUUCUUUUGCCUUAACUCUCUCUGCUUCUAUUCUGUGCAUCAUUUUGUAUUUAUGAUGCCUUUUUAUUUCAAAUAAGAAAACUGUUAUGCCAGUAAGUCCCGUAGGUCGUUCCGUUCUCGAACUGCUGAUGAACAGGCUCUGGCUUGCUAUUAUUGGUGCAGAAAUAGUCAAAUUUAUUGCUGGACACAAACAUGUAGAAGUUGAACUUUUGUUUACAGAAGAAGCAGAUGCAGCUGAUGAGAGCCUGGAUUUAUGGUCUUUGUUUCGUCUCUUUUCUUUGGUUAUUGCUGCUUUCAUGUAUGGCACUAUGGCAGCAUGAAAUUUUUGUGAAUCCUGGUUGAGAACUUCAAAAUGUACAUGAGUCUUUAUUGCUUGAGUUUGAUUUUUCACAAAAAACUACUUCUGUGAUGGAAGUGUUUAAUGAUACUGGAGAAAUUCCAAGUUUCUCAACCAAACUGUUUCUCAAGGGGGUAUAUUAGUCUUUUCACACUCUGUUGGGGGAUACAAAUGUAUUUUUAAUGCAGGAGCAAUAGUUCAAUAUUGGUUUUCUUGAAAAUUCAUGGAGUUUCUUAAGAAC